Messenger RNA from Sinocyclocheilus anshuiensis, 1956 nucleotides. It is a transcript of the gene slc16a3a, whose product is annotated as solute carrier family 16 member 3a. Gene Ontology annotation, biological process: transmembrane transport; monocarboxylic acid transport. Gene Ontology annotation, cellular component: basolateral plasma membrane. The transcript is spliced from 5 exons. Bases 111 to 1619 code for a protein of 502 amino acids. The record is from RefSeq and is a predicted model, not a curated record. Lineage: Eukaryota; Metazoa; Chordata; Actinopteri; Cypriniformes; Cyprinidae. Gene Ontology annotation, molecular function: lactate:proton symporter activity.
UUUACUUAGCUACGUAUAUAAUGUCAUACGUGCUGCUAGAAGCGUGUUCCAGGGAACAGAACUGAAAUUUGAAGGUAACAGAGCAUCAUAUUUGUAAGCAGUAGAGCAUCAUGGGUGGAGUGGCACUGGAUGACGGCAGUAGUGGAGUGAAGGCCCCUGAUGGUGGCUGGGGUUGGGCUGUGCUCUUCGGUUGCUUCAUUAUCACAGGCUUCUCCUACGCUUUUCCAAAGGCUGUCAGUGUUUUCUUCAAGGAGCUAAUUAGAGAGUUUGAAGUGGGCUACAGUGACACAGCCUGGAUUUCCUCCAUCCUAUUGGCUAUGCUUUAUGGCACUGGGCCUUUAUGCAGCAUUUUAGUGAAUCGAUUUGGAUGCCGUCCAGUGAUGUUGGUGGGCGGCCUCUUUGCAUCAUUGGGAAUGGUCUUGGCAUCAUUUGCCACAAGCAUCAUGCACAUUUACUUGUGUACAGGAGUCAUUACAGGUCUUGGAAUGGCCCUGAACUUCCAGCCAUCACUCAUCAUGUUGAAUCGAUAUUUCAGUGAGAAGCGGCCACUGGCUAAUGGCCUGGCCGCUGCUGGGAGUCCAGUGGCUCUGUGCUGUCUGUCCCCUUUGGGGCAGGUCCUUCAGUAUGAAUAUGGCUGGAGAGGGGGCUUCCUCAUCUUGGGAGGGAUGCUUCUGAACUGCUGUGCCUGUGGGGCUUUAAUGAGGCCUUUGGUCCCGCCAAAGAAGUCAGAGACCCCUGGGACUAAAAACACACCAGAUGACGGAAACAAGAAAGCAAAGCCCAAGCCCAAGCUGCUGGACUUCAGUGUUUUCAGAGACCCGGGCUUUGUCAUUUAUACAGUUGCUGCCUCCAUUAUGGUGCUCGGUUUGUUUGUGCCCCCAGUGUUUGUGGUGAGCUAUGCCAAAGAGCUGGGAAACGAGGACACGAAAUCUGCCCUCCUGCUUACCAUUCUGGGUUUCGUUGACAUUUUUGCACGGCCCACGUGUGGCAUCAUCGCAGGACUCCAGUGGGUUCGCCCUCGCUGCGUCUACCUCUUCAGUUUUGCUCUCAUGUUCAAUGGAAUCACAGAUCUGGUGGGCUCCCUGUCUAAAGACUACUCCUCUCUGGUGGUGUUCUGCAUCUUCUUUGGCAUCUCUUAUGGCAUGGUGGGAGCAUUGCAGUUUGAGGUUCUCAUGGCUGUUGUGGGUACAGAGAAGUUCUCAAGCGCCAUUGGUUUAGUUCUCCUGCUUGAAGCCUUUGCUGUGCUGGUUGGGCCUCCAUCUGCUGGCCGCCUUUUGGACUCCACUAAGAACUACAUGUUUGUUUUCCUGCUGGCUGGGAUUGAGGUUGUGGUGUCAGCUUUAGUGUUGGCAAUAUGCAACUUACUGUUCAUAAAAAAGAAACCUGAGGCACCAGAGACUGCAAUAGAGAAUGGAGAGACAGUGGAGGCAAAGAAUCACUCCAGUACGCCACCCAUACAGGAGCCACACAAGGCCAAUGGAAACUCAGAGAAGCUGAAGGAUUCAGGUGACCUGAGAGCCGAGAAUGUCAUGGAGGAUUCAACAGAAGUGGAAACAUUUCUUAAAGAUAAAGAUGAGCAGAAUAAAAACAUCCCCUGUAGUCCAGAAACCAAACUCUGAUGGACAUUACUGCUUAAGAAGAGGUCGGAAAGACACAAAUAAGAGGAGAUUGAGGAGAACUGUGGUGUUAAUGCGUGUCAGUGUGUAGUCCGAUGUGAUGUCCUAAUGUGUGUGCUACUUACUGACAGAUUAAUAUUUAAUCAAUAAUAGAGACCUACACUGCACUCAUGCUGUUUAAAAUCACAUUUGCACUGCCACACAGAUUUGGACAGGCCACUCUCAAUACGUCUGUAGCUCAAAACCACAGACAUUUCUUUGACUUAAACCAACGUUAACUAGGUUAAAGGUGCUGUAAGUGAUUUUUGUCAUGGAAUUGUAUGGAGAAAAUGAUCCUACU